AUGUGUGAUAAGGCUGACUGUAUUAGUAUAGCUGACUCGUACUUCUUAAAUUAUCUUAAAUUUCUUGGUGUUUUUAUAAAGAUCAAAGAAGAAGAGAAAAACAAGACCUGA
Messenger RNA from Aspergillus niger, 111 nucleotides. RefSeq lists its product as uncharacterized. The coding region runs from base 1 to 111 and encodes 36 amino acids. The record is from RefSeq and is a predicted model, not a curated record. The transcript is spliced from 3 exons. NCBI's taxonomy places the organism in Eukaryota, Fungi, Ascomycota, Eurotiomycetes, Eurotiales, Aspergillaceae.